UUCGUCGUCUUCUCUCCUUACAGCUUUCUCUCUCUAAACCUUCCUUCUGCUCGCUCAGCUGCUUCGCCUUUUCGCUCUGUGAUUCUCCAAGGUUAGGGUUUAUCUCUCUAUCUCUACCGAAAUCUCUCUUCGUCGGCGAUCUCUGCUACUCCACUAGCCUCUGCAGCUCCCCAGCUGGUGCUUCACCGGAGUGAAGAAGCUUUUUCAGUAGAGCAAUGGAGGAUGAUGCAAAUGCUACCAAGAAUGAGGAAGAGGAAUUCAACACAGGCCCACUCUCUGUAUUGAUGAUGAGUGUUAAGAGCAAUACUCAGGUGCUGAUUAACUGCAGGAACAACCGGAAGCUUUUGGGACGUGUGAGGGCUUUUGAUCGUCACUGCAACAUGGUUCUUGAGAAUGUUCGGGAGAUGUGGACCGAGGUACCUAAAACUGGAAAGGGCAAGAAGAAAGCACUCCCCGUGAACAAAGAUAGGUUCAUAAGCAAGAUGUUCCUACGAGGAGAUUCUGUUAUCAUCGUACUUAGGAACCCGAAGUGACUUGCAAGCGAUCUCCCUUAUCUUUUAAUUCGAUGAGUAGAUGUUUAGAUACUGAGACUUUUGUUGCUCGAGGAUCUGCAGUAGGCUUUUACCUUAUUGUGAGUUAACUCUGUACCUGCUUAAUAUGGUCGGAUCAUAUUAUACUACCUAGUAAAGAUGUAGUAUUUGCCUUGUUUUACUAUGGCUUAAUGUACAUCUUCUGUCUUGUUAUUGUCU
Punica granatum (pomegranate) is the source of this 749-nucleotide messenger RNA. The record is from RefSeq and is a predicted model, not a curated record. Lineage: Eukaryota; Viridiplantae; Streptophyta; Magnoliopsida; Myrtales; Lythraceae.